CUUAUUACUUCACAAAAUAAGAUGAAAACAGCCAGUAUAUAUUUUAUCAUUCUCGGAACCAUUUCAGGUUUAUCUGAAGGAGUAGGUGUGCUGCCAGACGGUCCUUUGAAUGCAUUUGUUGGUGGGAGUGUGAUGCUCAGAACAAACCUGAAUCCAAGUGAAGAACCAUUUCUGUCUGUGAGCUGGAGUUUUGUUGAGUCGCAUGUCAACCCAAUAAUAACCUCACUGUCCGACAGGAACGUAACUGCUCCAGAGUAUGAAGGCAGGAUCACUCUCUUCAGACCCACUGGAUCUCUGGAGCUCAGAAAUCUCAAAUUAAGUGACAGUGGACAGUACACAGUUAACAUUUUAACAGCUACCGGUGUGCAAGUGUCAGGACACACCAGAGUGGACAUGUAUGCACGUGUUUCAAACGUUGUGGUGAAAGUGUCCUCCACAGACCUGGUUGAGUUCAGCAGCUCCGUCCAGCUCUUCUGCUCUGCAUCUGGAUUCUCUCCGUCUUUCCUCUGGAUGAACGGCAGCUCUGAGCUUACAAAUGGGGACAGAGUUCAGAUCACUGACGGAGGAUCCACUCUGACAGUAUUCAAUGUGACCAGAUACGAUCAAGGGAUCCUGACUUGUCAUGUUUUCAAUUAUUUCAGUCGUGAUAGCAGUGAUCCAGUUUACCUCUCCAUCUACUAUGGACCAGACAGUAUUUCAGUGACUGUAUCUCCACAUCAAGAAAAAUAUGAAGAAGGCUCAGAUAUCAACAUGUUCUGCUUUGCUGAAUCCAACCCUCCUGCCAAUUUUCAGUGGUUUCUGAAUGAAACCCUGCUAUUUGUUUUGGGACCAAACCUCAGAAUGACAAACAUCCAGCUCAAUGAGAACGGGAACUACAGCUGUCGGGCUCUUAACAUCGAAACACUGCUGCACAAAAUCUCUGAUCCUUUUGUCAUCUCUGUUGUGAAAACUGAAGGUCUCCCUGGAGGCGCCAUUGCUGGGAUAGUAAUCGCAUGUUUGGUAGUUGCAGCUGGAGCUGCUGGAGGCUACUUUAUGUAUAAAAGAAAAAAAAGUGUGAGUGCAAAACCUGAUGCAGGUAAAUGUGAAGAGCAUAUCUAUGAGGAUAUCUCAGUCAUAUAUAAUAGAACAAUCAGUAUAAAAAAGUCAAUCUCCCAGUAAAGAAAGUCAGAAAUCUGAGAAAAUUAAGAGACCAUCAACCUUAAGAACCCUAAAGGAGGAAAGAAGAUGUUAAAAUUGUUAAACAUAAUCUGAUACAAGUGUUCAGGUGUAUAUGUGUGUGUUUCUAAAGUUUACACUCAUAGUUUCCACCUUUACAUUGUCUUCAUAAGGAUUUAAUUCAGGAUGUGAAAUAAUGUAUUAGUUUAGGAUUUAUGGUGAUGAAACAUGUGCUCUCCUUUCUGUUUAGUUUCUUAGUUUAUUCUUCUAGUCUUUGCAUUUCUCUUUUCUCUCUCACUCUUUCUGGCUAACAUUAGUCAUUCCACAUAACUGGCUAAAAGCUAAGGGGGACCAGACCUUUCAGUCGGCAGCCCCCAGGCUGUGGAACAGUUUGCUCUUGCA
Molecule: messenger RNA, 1557 nt
Organism: Poecilia reticulata (guppy)
Lineage: Eukaryota; Metazoa; Chordata; Actinopteri; Cyprinodontiformes; Poeciliidae
Source: RefSeq, a predicted model, not a curated record